UAAACAAAUUCUUAUGAAAUUUCUUUAUUUUUAGAUUUGAAUAAAGCAUAAAGAUGUUGUUUGGAGUUGCCCAUAACGCCUUCAAGUCUUUACGGCAGACUGCCCCCCGAGUCCGUGUCUAUUUAUAUAACAAAAAUGCUUACUCUACACAGGUUGAAUACAAACCCAUUCGCUCUGUAUUGGUGGCGAAUCGUGGUGAAAUUGCUAUUCGUGUUUUCCGUGCCUGUACCGAAUUGGGCAUCAAAUCGGUGGCCAUUUAUUCGGAACAAGAUAAAAUGCACAUGCAUCGUCAAAAGGCCGAUGAAGCCUAUUUGGUGGGCAAGGGUUUGCCACCAGUUGAAGCUUAUUUAAGCAUUCCAGAAAUUAUACGUGUCUGUAAGGAGAAUGAUGUAGAUGCUGUGCAUCCUGGUUAUGGUUUCCUUUCAGAACGUAGUGAUUUUGCUCAGGCUGUCAUCGAUGCUGGUCUUCGUUUUAUUGGUCCCUCUCCCAAGGUUGUCCAACAGAUGGGUGACAAAGUUGCCGCACGUAUUGCUGCCAUCGAAGCUGGUGUACCCAUUGUACCCGGUACUGAUGGUCCUGUCACAACCAAAGAAGAAGCUGUUGAAUUCUGUAAGAAACAUGGUCUUCCUGUUAUCUUUAAGGCUGCCUAUGGUGGUGGCGGUCGUGGUAUGCGUGUCGUUCGUAAAAUGGAUGAAGUUGAGGAGAUGUUUGAACGUGCCAGUUCAGAAGCUAAGGCUGCUUUCGGUAAUGGUGCCAUGUUUAUUGAAAAGUUCAUUGAACGCCCACGUCACAUUGAGGUACAAUUAUUGGGUGAUAAGGCUGGUAAUGUGGUGCAUUUGUAUGAACGUGAUUGUUCCGUACAACGUCGUCAUCAAAAGGUAGUGGAAAUUGCUCCCGCUCCUCGUUUGCCCAAGGAGGUACGUGAUAAAAUGACUGAAGCUGCUGUACGUUUGGCCAGACAUGUGGGUUAUGAAAACGCCGGUACUGUGGAAUUCUUGUGCGAUGAAUCGGGUAACUUCUAUUUCAUUGAAGUCAAUGCUCGUUUGCAAGUAGAGCACACUGUAACUGAAGAAAUCACUGGUAUCGAUUUGGUGCAAUCACAAAUCCGUGUUGCUGAAGGUAUGACCUUGCCUGAACUUGGCUAUACCCAAGAUAAGAUUCAACCUCGUGGUUAUGCCAUCCAAUGUCGUGUCACCACUGAAGAUCCCGCCAACGAAUUCCAACCUAGCACCGGUCGUAUUGAAGUAUUCCGUUCCGGUGAGGGUAUGGGCAUCCGUUUGGAUAGUGCUUCCGCCUUUGCUGGUGCCAUCAUCUCUCCCUACUAUGAUUCUUUACUAGUCAAAAUCAUUUCUCAUGCCACCGAUUUACAAAGCUCUGCCUCUAAGAUGAACCGUGCCUUGCGUGAAUUCCGUAUUCGUGGUGUCAAGACGAACAUUCCCUUCUUGUUGAACGUCUUGGAAAAUCAAAAAUUCCUUCAUGGUGUCCUCGAUACCUACUUCAUUGAUGAACAUCCUCAGCUGUUCAAAUUCCGCCACUCACAAAAUCGUGCUCAAAAACUGCUUAACUAUUUGGGUGAAGUUUUGGUUAACGGACCUCAGACCCCCUUGGCUACCACUUUGAAACCUGCUGAAGUUUCUCCCCAUGUUCCUACUGUUCCUCUGGAUUUAUCUCGCGAAGCCAUAGAACGCGAAGAACGUGGUGAAGCUAAAGGUAUGUUUUCAAAUUCAUUGUGUGUUGUAACAAAAUUUCAGAAAAAUUCUAACCUAAAAAACACUUCAUAAAACUAAUUAUAUUUACAUACGUACAUACUUUCAUAACAAAUAAAAGAUGGAUAAAACAAAUCGGUUCAAAUUUAUUUAUGAAUCGUUUGAAGGGUUUAAGUUUAUAUAAAAAAUUAUUAAAAUAUUAAAAAACAUGGAACUUUCACUACAGGUUGGUAGAUAAAAUGUCAUUAAAUUGGUAAUCUUAGUUUAAACAAUAGUUAAUCAACGCUUAAUUCAACAAUUCUGUUUAAGGUUUGACUAUUAUCACGUGUAAUAAAUUACGUUAAAGGUUUUGUGUUUGACCCCUGGGCCAGUAUUUUAAUUAAUUUUUAUUUGCUAUAGACUAGCCUAUAGACAAGACAAGUCUA
Molecule: messenger RNA, 2131 nt
Organism: Lucilia cuprina (Australian sheep blowfly)
Lineage: Eukaryota; Metazoa; Arthropoda; Insecta; Diptera; Calliphoridae
Product: pyruvate carboxylase, mitochondrial-like
Exons: 3
Coding region: 54-1781 (575 amino acids)
Biological process (GO): pyruvate metabolic process; gluconeogenesis
Cellular component (GO): cytoplasm
Molecular function (GO): pyruvate carboxylase activity; ATP binding; metal ion binding
Source: RefSeq, a predicted model, not a curated record